Amoebophrya sp. A25 is the source of this 772-nucleotide messenger RNA. The record is from the annotation of a GenBank genome assembly. Lineage: Eukaryota; Dinophyceae; Syndiniales; Amoebophryaceae.
AUGGAACAAUCAGAAAAGUUAUGUAGCGAAUUCAGUACUGAAGGUGGACGAGGACGAACAACUGAAGCUGGUACUGCAAGAACUGGCCCAACUGACACUGCUGUCCAAGAAACGUUUCCCACUGAUGGCCCGCGAGGGCUCACUCUGUCCGACGUGGACGAUGCAAUGAAGCAGCAGAUGGAGUUUCGCGCUGAAAAUUUGUCCUGGUUGCAUCCCGAGUUAGGCAGAUGGGCGGUCGCAUCUGCAGUGUUGCGCAAUCAGGAAGAGGUGGCGACGAACUACAACCCGAAGACUUUGGAGGGACUGAAACAAGAAUUUGAUGAGAAGCAUGGAUUUGGAGUUGGACUUGAAGAUCAGCAUGGAGACCAUCUGGGAGCAGGACUAGGUGAAGGAGCACGACCACAAGGAUUCCCAGCUCUGGGGUCUUCUGUUCUUAAACACAAGCCGUCAGAACUGGAGAAAUUUGUCCUACAGCAGAAAGAGAUGAAGAAGCAGAACAUACAGGAAAAGAAGCAAAGCAUACUCAUCAAGAAACCACAGGAGAUGGAAAUUGACGAACAAGACGAUGACGAAGGUGCGCGGGAACAGCGAGACGCGUUCUUAAUCGAGAAUCCAACUUGGUCUUCUCCUGCUGUAGGAUUAGGCACCGGAGAAUCUUUACGUAAUAUUAAAAAAUCUCUAGAAGGAGCAGAGCCAGAAGCAGAAGAAUCCACACGACUCUCCUUUUCCGCUGUGGUCCUUGCUUGCGAUUACUUUUCGAAGCGUGCUGGAG